Messenger RNA from Eublepharis macularius, 2208 nucleotides. Its product is annotated as deoxyribodipyrimidine photo-lyase-like. Lineage: Eukaryota; Metazoa; Chordata; Lepidosauria; Squamata; Eublepharidae. The transcript is spliced from 10 exons. Gene Ontology annotation, molecular function: deoxyribodipyrimidine photo-lyase activity. The record is from RefSeq and is a predicted model, not a curated record. Gene Ontology annotation, biological process: photoreactive repair. The coding region runs from base 131 to 1750 and encodes 539 amino acids.
CUUCCCGCCGCGCGUUGUGUAAGCGGGGCCUGCGGGACGCGGGAAGCUGUGGCGGGUGCCGGGCGGCCGCUACUCCUUGAGCCUUCGGGGUCUGAGGCUGCUUUUGAAGGGCUCCGGAGUGGUAUCGGCCAUGCCUCCAAAGAAAAGGAAGCGGAAACUGCUCAGGGGAACAGAACGUGAAAAUGAAACGACAGACGAUGGAGCUGGAUCUUGUGGCUUGAAAAACAGUGUAGGGACCGUGGUGGAAGCAUCGCCCGUGGCAAAGAUGAGGGAAGGGGAUGCUGGCGGAGAUGGAAUCGGGGCUCUAGCAGAAGCUGCGAAACAAGCCCGGGCCAGAACGGCGCCCUCUGUUGCAGAGUUCAAGUAUAACAAGAAACGGGUCCGCUUGGUUUCGCAGGAGCCCGAUCUCAAGGAAGGGGGUCUGGGCAUCCUGUACUGGAUGUCCCGAGAUCAGAGAGUGCAAGAUAACUGGGCCUUUCUUUACGCUCAGCGCCUGGCCUUGAAGCAGAAGCUCCCGCUGCAUGUCUGCUUCUGCCUUGUGCCCAAGUUCCUGGAUGCCACCAUCCGCCAGUUCGGCUUCAUGCUCAGAGGCUUGAAGGAAGUGGCUGAGGAGUGCCAGGAACUAAACAUUCCCUUCCAUCUGCUCACCGGCAUUGCCAAAGAUGUGCUCCCCCCCUUUGUGACAAAACAUGGCAUUGGCGGGAUAGUGACGGAUUUUGCUCCUCUCCGCGUUCCCAUGCAGUGGGUACAAGAUGUCCGGAAGAGACUGCCACCAGGUGUGCCCUUUGCUCAGGUUGACGCACACAAUAUUGUUCCUUGCUGGGUUGCCUCUGACAAACAGGAGUAUGGUGCAAGGACAAUUCGGCGAAAGAUUCAUGACCAGCUGGCAGAGUUUCUUACCGAAUUCCCACCAGUCACCAGGCACCCUUAUUCCAGCACCAUGCAGGCAGAGGCUGUCGAUUGGGACGCUUGCUAUGCCAGCCUGCAGGUUGACUGCUCGGUCAAGGAGGUGGGAUGGGCAAAGCCGGGCACAGCCUCUGGCCUAGCAAUGCUGGAGCAGUUCAUUGACGAGCGGCUGAAGCUCUUCGGCACAGAAAGGAACAAUCCAAACAGGUCUGCUUUGAGCAACCUCUCGCCCUGGUUCCACUUUGGUCAGAUUGCUGUCCAGAGAGCCAUCCUGGAAGUGCGCAAACACCGCCACAGAUACAAGGAAUCGGUGGAAGCCUUCAUCGAGGAGGCCGUGGUACGCAGGGAGCUGGCGGACAACUUCUGCUUCUAUAACCAGAACUACGAUCAGAUUGACGGUGCUCCCGCCUGGGCCAAAGCCACCCUGGAUCUCCACGCCAGAGACAAAAGGUCUCACCUGUAUUCGCUGAAAGAGCUGGAGGAAGGGAAGACGCACGACCCUCUCUGGAAUGCUGCACAGCUCCAGAUGGUUCAUGAAGGGAAGAUGCACGGAUUUUUGCGGAUGUACUGGGCCAAGAAAAUCCUGGAGUGGACCUGCUGCCCCGUGGAUGCUCUGAAAUUCAGCAUCUAUCUCAACGAUCGCUAUGAAUUGGACGGCAGGGACCCCAGUGGAUAUGUGGGUUGCAUGUGGUCCAUUUGCGGGCUGCAUGACCAAGGGUGGGCUGAGCGGCCCGUGUUUGGCAAGAUCCGCUACAUGAACUACGCCGGCUGCAAGAGGAAGUUUGACGUCCACCAGUUUGAGUGCAAGUACAGCCCUUGCCAGUUCUCCGAACCUCCUUUGUAGGCAAUGGUAAACAGACGUUCACAAAGCUUCAAGUGGUACUUCACUCCAGCGCAAAGGAAGAGCAGCUUUUCGCUUCCUAACCCUCAGGAAAAAGUUUCAGCGCUGCUUUUGCAACAGCCGUUCUGCCUUUGUCCAGGUGGGGGAGAGGGAACCCUUCGCCAAAGAGGAGCCCGAGAAUUGCUGUGCUAUGUUGCACAAAUGACAAGAGUCUGCCCCGACUGAGGACUCUCUGCCUGUUCAAGGGUAGACGCAGUGUUAGAUCUAGCUGGGGCACUGCUGAAUUUCUCUUUGGCAGAGGAAUGGUCCAACUGCAUUUGGACCAGGAGGAGGUGGGCUUGGGCCAAGUCUGGAACCCAGCUCAAGCAGGGCCUAGACUUGACUCCUGCUCCUGGAGCCUUUUCCACAUUAAGUAAAGAGUCCAGUAGGACCUUUAAGACUAACCAACUUAUUUGGAGCAU